Messenger RNA from Planococcus citri (citrus mealybug), 3228 nucleotides. RefSeq names its product neuroglian-like. Gene Ontology annotation, biological process: homophilic cell-cell adhesion; synapse organization. The coding region runs from base 327 to 2270 and encodes 647 amino acids. Gene Ontology annotation, molecular function: axon guidance receptor activity. Gene Ontology annotation, cellular component: plasma membrane; axon; neuronal cell body. The transcript has 12 exons. NCBI's taxonomy places the organism in Eukaryota, Metazoa, Arthropoda, Insecta, Hemiptera, Pseudococcidae. The record is from RefSeq and is a predicted model, not a curated record.
GACAGUACUGCAACAAGCGUGGUUUUCCCUUGAACUGAUAAGCUGUGUAAAGAACUUCACUUCUGUCUGAUAUUUUUUCACUUUUUCAGUCAUUGAAUAGCAUUCGGUAAGCUGGGUGUGCUCGUUUGUUAGCUAUAAGCGCUACUGUGGUGAUAUUUUGCGAACGAUCGCGUUGUGUUAUCUAAUAUCUAAUUAUUCGCGGUGAAUUGAAAUAAUUAAGUAUUUUUGUGCGGUGUUAUUUUACUACAGAAACGUGGUUGAAGGAACCCGUUCUCAUAGCGAAAGUUUUUCGCUUUUCUUAGAAAGUGACAAGGUUGAAUCUUAAAAUGACGAAAGGAUUUGCUUUACUUUUCUACCUGUUGGUAAUGGUGAAUUCGAAUUUGGGACAAGACGGUAAAACGAACGGAGAGAAAAAACUUACGCCCCCCGUUUUAGAAUAUGGACCAGAAGAUGAAGUUUACACUUAUUACGAAGAUACAACUAUAUCCCUCCCCUGUCUUGCCAAAGGGCAAGACACGUCAAAUGAAAAUACGGUUUGGGGCUCUUGGUGGACUAAAAAUGGUGUAAAUAUUACUUCAGGCAUCAGUUUGGAAUAUUCCCCGACUGACCAUAAAUUCGGCUUAAAUAUAGCAAGCGCUAAGAAAAAGAAUGCUGGUCGCUAUCAAUGUUUUGUCUCGAAUGGAGUCGGUGUUAUGAUGUCCAAUUCUACUGACGUCAGGUUCAUUGAAAUACCUAAAAAGAUUACUGAAACACAGACAUUAUAUGCCAUCGAAGGACAGCCAUUUAAUCUGACCUGCGAACUUCCACAGGACUUAGUGGACGAUGAAAACAAUUACUGGGUUCGAAAACCUAUACAUUCAACUGUGAAUCGACCUCAAGAAACCUUCAAAGAACCUCAGAUAAUUCAAAUACCAGAUGGUAGUUUGUGGUUUUCAAGAAUUUCACAAAUCCAUGAUUCCGAGAAUAAUAGCGAGUUACUCGGAAAGUACUAUUAUUUCAUUCCUGGACGAAAGAAGGAAAUUUGUGAAACGGUGUUAAAAGUACAGAAAUCAUCCGAUAAAGACGUUCCUGAUACCGAUCCUGUAAAGCGAUUCGUGACCCAAAGAAAUCUAACUGCUGAAAAAGGUGCCAGGGUGAAGUUGUUCUGCGUGUAUGGGGGAAACCCACUUCCUGUCAUUUUAUGGGAGAAAGAUGGUGAAGAAUUGAAAUCUAAAGAUAACACUCUCGUAGAGGAAUCUGGAAGCGCUGUUAAAAUAUUCUCAUUCAGACCUGAAGACGCUGGAAAUUACACUUGUAAAGUGCACAAAAAUAACGGAACACAUUUUGAGACGAAUGAAUUUUCUGUAAAAAUUGGCAAGCCAUAUUUCAUCGAAACACCUCGAGAACAGACUACUUACGUAAAUGGAUCUGCAAAAUUUUCCUGCACCGCCGCAGACGGAGAUUUAAAUUUUGGUUUAAACUUAACAUGGAUUUUCAACGGCAUGCCCAUGUCUGAAUGGCCUUUCAACGCAGACAGCCUAAUAGACUCUGAGUACGGAAAAUCCACUCUUCGAAUUAAUAAUGUGACUGACAUUCAUGUUGGAAAUUACGGCUGUAACGCCUCAAAUACUUACGGAUAUGUGUAUAAAGAAGCAUACCUUUUUACAAAACCUGCUGAGAAAGUUACAAUCAACGAUGAAAGCAAAGCAAACCAAACUUUUCCAGCUCAACUUAACGAGCCUUUCAACUGGACGUGCCCUGUGGAGGGCGUUCCUUCUCCUAACAUUACAUUCAUGAAAGGGGAUGAAGUAAUAAUAAGUGGUGACGAUUAUACCAUUUCAGAUGAUGGAAAAACAUUAACUAUUAGAAAUUUCAGUUCCAACGACUAUGGAAAAUAUGUGUGUAAGGCUACAAAUGAGAUAACCCCUGAACCUGUUUGUGCAGAAAUUAAUGUUAUCAUCUCUAAGGACGAACCUGAUUCCAAACCUGAAUCGGAAUCUAACUGGUUACCUCUAAUUUUGGUAUUACUUGCAUUACUAUUGGCUGCAAUCGCAAUUGGAGGUUGGUGCAUAUACGACAAAAAUUAUCGUGUCGACGGAAAAUACGAGGUGAAAAAACGAGAAAAAGCCGCAGCUCAAAACGGAAUUACAGAUGAAACGAAUGAAGCCUUGAUGCCAGCACCUAAUGCUGCUACUCUGAAUCGUGUACGUAAAACAAAUGAAAGUACGAGAGACGGAAGUGGUAAUUCUCGAAAUGGAUGCGUUACAGUAGAGAUGGAACCUACCCACUAGAGCUUGAAUGAAUUUGUAGAUACUUUUGCAUCGAAUUGAAGUGAUUUUUGGAAUAAUUCAUAUCUGUUGUGUACCAUAUGGAUUAAGUAUUUUCAACUUAUUGAAAAUUUUCUUUUUUUUCUCUCAGUUGGUAUAGCCAUGACAAGAUUUUCAUUUGUUGUAAGUAGGUAAACAAAUGUUAUCACGAGCGAAAAUCGAAAAUUCUUGUUGUUUUUAAAAUUAGAGAUUAAGUACGAGGUUAGUAUGCAUUAUCAGUGUGUGCAUGAAAACUAUUCGAGAAAAAGUGAAUGCGACAAAAAUUGAAAUAAAACCGCAUUUAUUUCAAAUAUUUCAUAAGAUAAGUACAUUGACCCUCCAAGUUCAAAUUAGAAUAAGCAUUAUGGUAUCUCAUUCGUUUUGUUUUUGUACAGUUUAGGUUUAAUAAUGCAUGUAAUUAUGUGCUAAUUUAAAAUUUUUUAAGUACAUAAUAUGUAAGUAUGUACUUCAAGCAUUUCAAUUUUUGUUUUUGUAAAUGCGUGUACCUGUAGUCCCCAGAUCUACGACUGUAAGAAAGUGUAAUGCGUCGCUUCACAUGAAAAGAGCUGGUAUGCAGUUUCCUAUACCUACAUACAUAAUUAUACACGGAUUUUCCGCAUUCUUAAAAUGAAGUCGGGUUCUUUCCAUCUUCUCGUACAAAUCAUUUUGGUCUAGUCAGUGGACUGUCAUUUUCUUUCUACCUAUAAGUACUUUAUAAGUUUUUUCUUCUUUUUUAUUAUUUCUCUCUUUCUUUCUUUUCCUCCUUUUUUAAAUUUAUUAUUAUUACCUGACAAAUGUGAUCUUAUUUAAGUAAAUGUGAGAUUUUUUAUCAUUUUAUAUUGUACAAAUUUGUACUCAUCACUAUUACAUUUUUUACGUACCAACUUAAGUUAGAAAAUAAGUAUGUAUAAUGUUUUGUAAUACAAUUUGACUAGAAUUUUUC